UUCUAUGUUAUUGUUUGGUAUUUUGAAAAGUUCGAAGUGAAUUACAUGAGACGGAUACUUAUUAGUUGAAUUAAAUAUUGUAUUGUUUUUAGUCUGCAGUUCAAAUAUGAGUAAAAGAAAGGCCCAAUCUAGUGAAAACAACCCUAAUCAUGAUAUUUGCGAAUUAUUACUGGAGUUGGCUGAUUAUGAGCGAAAUGUUAGUCGCAAUAUCCACAAGUAUAAUGCAUACCGUAAAGCAGCGUCAACUCUUGCGGCACACCCUACACGUGUCAAAUCUGGUGCAGAAGCUCGAAAGCUGCCGGGAGUGGGAGAAAGAAUUGCCAAAAAGAUAGAUGAGUUCCUGGAGACAGGGAAGCUGCGGAAAGUGGAAAAUAUUAGAAAUGAUGAUUCUUCAAAAGCAAUAAAUGAGUUAACAAGAGUUUCAGGCAUAGGACCAGCAAAAGCAAAAGAACUUGUUGAUUCUGGUAUUAAAAGCAUUGAAGAUUUGAAGAAAAACAAAGAGAAGCUUAAUCAUCACCAGCUUAUUGGACUGAGGUACUUAGAAGACUUUGAGAAGAGAAUACCCAGGGAAGAGAUCCAACAGAUUGAAGCUGUAAUUAAGAAACAACUUGCUGACAAUGAUGAAAAGUAUGUGGCAACUAUAUGUGGAAGUUACAGGAGGGGAAAGGCAGAUAGUGGAGACAUCGAUGUACUAGUGACUCAUACUGACUACAUGUACACCACCAGAGAUAAGAGCCACAACAAAUCAAAAGUGUUCAAAGAUGUUGUUGCGUCACUGGAGAAAUGUGGUCUCAUUGUUGAUACCAUUUCACAAGGUGACAGUAAAUUCAUGGGUGCAUGCAGGUUGUCCGGAGUUCAAAAGACACCCAAAGAGACACCAGUGAGACGACUGGACAUCCGUUUUAUACCAUAUGAUCAGUUCUACUGUGCUAUCCUGUAUUUCACAGGUUCAGACUUGUUCAACAAAGAGAUGAGAACACAUGCUCUGUCAAAGGGCUUUACACUGAAUGAAUAUUCAUUACGCCCUGUUGGAAGCACAGACAAGGAAAGGUUGUCUGGAGACAGCUCUCUGUUGGUCCAGUAAUUCUUGUUACUUCCAUUUCUUACACAGGUGGAAGUGUGGCUGGUGAACCGAUUCCCAUUACUAGCGAGGAGGACAUUUUUAACUGCAUUGACUUUAAGUAUAGGAAACCAGAAGAAAGAGACUGGUGAACAGAACUGCUCAGGACAGCUCUAGAGUACACUGAUGUACUUAUAUAAUAGGAAUAGAAACCCAGUACUUAUUCAUGUCUUUGCUUAAAACUUUCGAUUGCGAGAUUGUCUGAUAAACUGUAUUAAUGUAGCACAUUGUAAUAACUGAAAAAUUUUUAAUACAAGGUUUAUGAACAUCCAAAAUAA
Messenger RNA from Schistocerca americana (American grasshopper), 1398 nucleotides. Its product is annotated as DNA polymerase beta-like. The coding region runs from base 107 to 1084 and encodes 325 amino acids. Gene Ontology annotation, biological process: double-strand break repair via nonhomologous end joining. The record is from RefSeq and is a predicted model, not a curated record. NCBI's taxonomy places the organism in Eukaryota, Metazoa, Arthropoda, Insecta, Orthoptera, Acrididae. Gene Ontology annotation, molecular function: DNA binding; DNA-directed DNA polymerase activity. Gene Ontology annotation, cellular component: nucleus. The transcript has 8 exons.